Messenger RNA from Symbiodinium necroappetens, 492 nucleotides. Lineage: Eukaryota; Dinophyceae; Suessiales; Symbiodiniaceae. The record is from the annotation of a GenBank genome assembly.
AUGCUCGGCACAGAUAGAGACGAGGUAUUAUAUCCAAGCAACAGGUUCUGCACCGGCCUGACCACGGCAUCAGCAGAGUCACCGCAGAUUCAUCCAGCAACACGCACAUGCUUUGCAUUUCAAACCGAUGCCUGCCGAAGAUGCAGUGAGAACAAGUUUGAUUGCGCAGCAGUGGAAGCUCUAGACAGAACGACUGUUCCAUGUGCGCGUGAGUCGCCGAUUGAACCUCCUUGUCGGACGGAUUUCUACCUGAUGGCCCGCGGCUCACGCCGUCAAGCCAAACCUGGAACAUGGUGUUGGGCACCGAGUCCACAUGUCCUCGUCGCAGCGGUUGGUUCUUCUGCAGCGUGUGCCGUUUUUGGCAUGCUACUCUGGCUUCUCUGGAGCCUAGCUCAGCUGCAGAAGGAGGUCGAUGGGUUGGCGGCCCGUGCGGAAGCAGGGGUGCAGGAAGUCCAAAGGCUUGUUGAUCCGCAUGGUGUCUCCGGCAUCUAG